CAUGUUCGUUGUUUUUGAUAGAUUGAAAUGCAAUUUGGUGAGCCAUUUUUCGGAUUAGUCUACGCUGAUUUUGACCGAAAUAGCGCUUGUCAAACGGUGGGCAAAGGAGAAAAGAUCGUCCAAUUGGAACUUCCCCUGAAAGGAUGUGGAACAAUACAGGAACCACAAAGAGUGUUCACAAACAAUAUCGUUGUACGUUUUCACCCCGGUCUUGAAAUGGACGGAGAUGAAAUUAUCACAAUUGUUUGCCGAUAUCCACCGCCUGACGUUCCACUUCCAGUCCUACCACCUAAGCCAAUCGGACCACCAAUCAGUUCUGUUGUGGGGCCGCCAUUGAAAGGCUCUCAACUGCUGUUCAUCUUGUCUGCAAUCAUGUUUUUGACAUUGAUGUUGCUUGGCUUAGGUGUUUCGUAUUACUGUCUGAGCCGACGACCAAUUCCAGUCGUACGACGCUUACCAAUGUCAAUCGGAUCUGGAUCUGAAAUCACGAAAUUGAGCACACCACCGUUGGAAGGUUUGAAAGUACCACGUACUCAUAAAGUCGUUGGUGCUGUGCCAAGCACUUCAAGCAGCGAUGACACUGUAUUGAUUCCAUCGGAUUAUCCAAGCGAAUCACAUUCCGAUAUUCCAUCACUGGCAGCUAGUUCGGGUGGAACCUACGACAAUCAAGCCUACAUUCGAGAUAAUUCAAGCAUUUACAGUGAACACUACGGCCGCACUGAGGAAUUCCGAACAACCAACGAAGUUGCCCAGCAAUCGAUGGUUUCUCGUCUUCCAAUCGCUAUUAGGGAACCAUCGCCAACAUUCGAUGUGCAAGUGCGAGUAAAACGGCCAGCACCACCAGCACCUCUAUCGUCAAUCUCAUCAGACACAGAAAGCCUAGCGCCAAGCAUUGUUGAACGAAAUAAUUUGUCAACGAUAAUAGAAACAUACGAAGACCGCGAAAGUGUUAUAAUCGAUUCAAUGCCACAAGAUGUUGUACCCAGUCGAAUCACUUAUGAACCCGAAUUGUAUCCAAUUACUCGAUAUGAACACCCACCGAUCACAACUGUUUCGAAAACAUACAAAGAAACAACGGAAGAACACUGGGCUGAAGAUUAUCCUGAUUCCGUGCCACCGGUAUCGAUUCCAGACACUCGAAGUGUUGUUUCGACUGACACCAGACACGAUAUACAUUCGAUCACUGAAAUGGUGGACACAACGCAUUUGUAUCAAUCGACAGAUCUGCCAGAUGAAGUAGUUGAACAUUUGCCCGAACCGCCAAUCGUUGCACGCAAACCGGAAGUCACCUCACAGCUUGUCGACGAUGUAUUCUUACGCACAAUUACCGAAAAGUCAACCGUUGAAGACAUCGAGAAUCAUAAGCGUAAGAUCACUGAAUACAAGGCUAAGCCAGCACCGAGUCCAACGUGGGAUGUUACAAUUCGUAACCAUCCAACUCAAGACAAACCUCAAUGGGAAGACUUUUCGGAUAUAUCAAGUGCUCCAUCGGUUCAAAUUGAACCGGUUAAAUAUACGCAGCCACCUCAAACUUAUAUCGAUGCAACUGGCGAAAAACUUACUAGCCCUGAGCUUGUGGGCAACAUGAAACCGAUUGAAAUUCCACCCGAAGACAAAUCCGUGCCCAAUUGGGACGUAUUGAUUCGUAUUCUGGAGAAUCAAGAAGAAACAACGGAGGAAAUUUCAACAACGACAAUGUCAAGACCUACGCCAGUGCCAGGACCAGCGACAGCACCAGCAACAGCUACAGCACUAGCACCAUCUCCAAUUCCAGAUGAUACCAGCUCAACGCAUUCGCAAACUAAUCGACAUAUUUUGCAACACCAAAUCAGCUACGAUGAUAAGAUCAAGUGGCGCGAUAUCAUCACCACUGAAUCUACCUUGAGAACGAUGCUCACUGAAGCUGUUGUUCGCGAAGACUUUGAACGUAUUCGAAGCGAUACGAGGUACGAAACAAUAUUCGAACCACAAACGUGGGAUGUGAUCAUUCGUAUCUUGGCGCCGCCAGAUGAUGUUGAUUUACGAUCGCCAAAACUCAACCGCAAACCAUGGGAUUUAAGAUCACGCCGUAGUUCAUUGCCAACUUUGUACGAAUACGACAGCGAUGGUGGUUCAUCGGUUCGAACCAUUCCACAAGAUAUGCUUCCGAUGGGCAGCUCCAAUACCUAUCACUACCCACCACAGUUACGAAGAACAUCACGCACUUCAUACAAUUUUGAAAAUGUUGACAUACGAUCGAUGACUGAAGUUUUAGUUGACUUUGGCCGUCCCGAAACGGAUAACGUGUCUGAUAUUAGCUCAUACUAUCCAAACAGAUAUUACGAUGAUGAUCCAUAUGACAGACGAUCAAUUCACCGUUCGUUGAGUCAACCUAGUCUCGCUCGUUCAGCGACCGACUUCACUGAACGUUGGGCCAUUCCAGAUGAUGUGUCCGAUGACUCAGAAUCGCCACGAAAUAGUAAUCGUUUGGUAACGUUCCGACCUCACGUACAUCGCCCACAUCAUGUAACCACCGAAACUCAGUACAUUCAACAGAGUUCGUCAUCAUUCCAAGCAACGAGUACCACAUCGCCACCGAAAGAGUGGUACGGUGAUAGCUCAAAAUAGAUAGUGCAAAGGAACACUCUAACAAAAGAGAAAAA
Sitodiplosis mosellana (orange wheat blossom midge) is the source of this 2642-nucleotide messenger RNA. RefSeq lists its product as uncharacterized. NCBI's taxonomy places the organism in Eukaryota, Metazoa, Arthropoda, Insecta, Diptera, Cecidomyiidae. Bases 28 to 2607 code for a protein of 859 amino acids. The transcript has 5 exons. The record is from RefSeq and is a predicted model, not a curated record.